Molecule: messenger RNA, 651 nt
Organism: Exophiala bonariae
Lineage: Eukaryota; Fungi; Ascomycota; Eurotiomycetes; Chaetothyriales; Herpotrichiellaceae
Exons: 2
Coding region: 1-651 (216 amino acids)
Source: RefSeq, a predicted model, not a curated record
AUGGUUCUACCUGGCGACUACCUUGGUUUCCACGCCCAUCGUACUCGCCCAGGUCGGAACUAUCCUGGAUCUUCCCCAAUGUGGUGUGAGGGCAGCCUGAAUGCUAUUCUUCGGUUUCAGGGGACGUAUGCUAACGAGUAUUCUUUAUUCCAGCAACAAGCAAUCUUAGAGGCGAUCCAAGAGUCUGGCUGCCCUUUGACUGAUAUCGAAUGCAUCUGCAAGAAUACGGAAUUUGUGAGCGAAUUGGUAGGACUGAUUCCACAGCUGUGCAGUCAGGAAGACAGCGCUGUGACGGCCGAGGGCGCCCAAGGGAUUUGCAUGGCGUAUGGAGUAGAAUUGAGUCUCCCCGAUCUUUCUGGUACCCCGAAUUCGACCAGCAUCACCACGGCGGCAUCUGGCACAUCCGAGACCAACACACCCACACCGGCAACUUCUAGUGCUAUUGUCUCAACUCAAAGUACUGUCUCUGAUAGCGGUAGCACUAGUGCUCCAGCGAGCUCUACCAUCCCUUCCUCGAGCCCCACGGAGGCAGUCGAAACCUCGGUUGAAAGCUCGGCAGCAGCAGAGACAAGUAACAGAGCCGUGGCAAAUACUGUUGGACUGUCGAGCUUGGUCGGAGUGGUCCUCCUGGGGUUGACAGCGGUCUUAUGA